This is a messenger RNA of Prorocentrum cordatum, 1220 nucleotides long. The record is from the annotation of a GenBank genome assembly. NCBI's taxonomy places the organism in Eukaryota, Dinophyceae, Prorocentrales, Prorocentraceae.
AGGGGCAGCAGGAGGACGGCGCUCGCGCGCGCGCGCGCCGAGCGAUGGCCCGCGGCGCUGCCCGCCGCAGAGGCCUCGCCGCGAGAGCCGAGGCGGCGGCGGCGGUGGGCGGCGCUCUCCUGCGGGCGCCGCCCUGCUGCGCCGCCUCUGGCGCUUUGCCGGCGCCUGGCCCCACGGGCGCGUCCGCCCUCGAGAGGGCGCGCGCGCUCACGGCGCCGGCGCCCUCGCGGACGAAGAGGGGCGAGUUCGAGGGCCACGAGUUCUGGGAGCAGCACGACGCCCUCCUCGCGGAGGCGUGGUCGGAGCUGCGGCCCCGCAGGCCGGCGCUCUACGAGUUCGGGCCGGGGUUCGAGGGCAGGUACGUGCACGGGGACCUGCGCGAGGCCGCGGCCGCUGCGCGCAGAGGCGCUGGCGAGGCCGCCGCCUGGUCCCUCUUCGACGAGGUUGUGCCUGGGGUCUUCGCCAGCGACCGCCUGUUCACCGACCUCUUCCUGAGCGACUUGCUGGAGGAGCUGGAGCACAUCGAGAGCUCUGGCAUCCCCCGCCGCCGGCCCAACGGCAUGAACAGGUACGGGGUCAUCCUCGAUCAGGUCGGCCUGGAGCCUUGCCUGCAGGGCCUCGUGGCCAAGUACGUGCGCCCCCUGGCCGGCAUGCUCUUCCCCGAGCUCAUCACCGCCACCGACGCGGAGGAGCACUACGCGUUCUCCGUGCGCUACGAGGCGGGGGGCGACACGGAGCUGGCCAAGCACGGAGACGCGGCCGUGGCGACGCUGAACCUGUGCCUGGGCCGCCUCGGCUGGACUGGCGGCGAGCUCGAGUUCUUCGACUACGAAGCGUCGGGCAUCUACGCCCUGCCCCGGCCCGCCUCCAAGGGCAACGUCACCUUCCGCCCGGGGAUGGCCGUGAUCCACCGCGGACAGCACCAUCACCGGGCGCUGAGGCUCCGGAGCGGCAUGCGCACGAACGUGGUCGUGUGGCUCUUCGCGAGGCACGGGGUCGUCCGCGUGGCCCCCUACGCUCCCGGCGAGCAGCUGUCGGCCUCCCAGCGGUGGGGCCAGGCCGCCGCCCGGGGCCUGGAGCUGUGAGGCCGGGAGUGACUGCCGCGCUCCCGCGCGCGCGUGCAGGACCGCGUGCGAGCAGGGCAGACCGAGGCCGCAGGCCCGUCGCGGCGGCUCAGUGCCCCCACGCUGGCGUCACCCAACACAACACCGCAUGCCCUC